CUCUCUCUCUCUCUCUCUCUCACACACACACACACACACACACGCUGAUCCGCGCGCUGCUUUAUAAACUGACCGUCGCGCGCUCCGCCAUUACAGAAACGGAGGCACGCGGAUGAGGAUGAUGGUGAUGAUGGUGAGGAUGAUGAGGAUGAUGAAGAUGGUGAGGAUGAACACAGUGGCGGUUUUUCUUUUCCUCUCCAUCACAACUGCACUUUUACACCAAACACAGGCCUUUCCUACCCCUCCUGCAUCACAAGAUAAAGCAGAGUACGACAGGCAGCUAACAGAGGAGAGACCACUACAGCAGCAGAUUGCAGAAGCUGACAGUGAAAGUAAGACAGAUUAUAUUCUUUCAGAGCCGAAGCCCACACAGUCCAGUCCAGACGAUGAUGACAUCACACUGCUGAAGUCUCUGGCCGAGAAGUCCAGAGAGCUGAACAAUGAAACACCAAAAUCAGACUCGACAGACGAUCACUACACACACGACGAGACCGAUUCCACCAAGAACAGGAGGCUAGCAGACGACUACGACACCACCAAGAACGGCAUCGACAACAAAUACCAAGACGAUCCAGAGAGCUUGCACCAGCUGGAUGGAACUCCGCUCACAGCCGAGGAUAUCGUCCAGAAAAUCGCCAAUAAAAUCUACGAAGAGGACGACCGUGGAGUCUUCGACAGAAUCGUCUCCAAACUCCUCAAACUUGGACUGAUCACUGAAAGUCAAGCUGACACUCUGGAGGUAGAAGUUGCUGAAGCUCUGCAGGAUCUGAUCACCAAAAAUGCCAAGAACAACGAGAUCCAGGAGCUGAACGACAACAGCAGGGAUGAGGAGGAUCGUCCCAGUCGUCGGUUUGAUGAUGACGAUGAUGAUGAUGAUGUUAAUGAUGGUGAUGUUGCUGGUGAUGAUGAUGAUGAUGGUGAUGGUGAUGAUGAAGAGCAGGAGGAGGAGAUCAGAGAUGCUGAUGGAAACUGGGAUGGAGUGAGUGAAGGAAACGACAGGAACGAAGUGAACCCUGAGGAUGAACUGCAGGACCUGCAAUAUUUCCCCAACUUCUACAGACUGCUGAAGAGCCUGGACUCAGAGCAAGACGCUGAAGAAAGAGAGACUCUCAUCACCAUCAUGAAGACACUCAUUGACUUUGUUAAGAUGAUGGUGAAAUACGGCACCAUCACACCUGAGGAGGGCGUGUCCUACCUGGAGAAUCUGGACAACAUGAUCGCCACCCAAACCAAGAACAAGCUCGGGAAAGCGCUGGGUCCCGUCAGCAUCACGCCCCCUACAGCGACAGACGAGGACGACAACACGAAAGAGGAAACCGCCAAAAUGCUGAGGGAAUACGAGAACCUGAAGGACUCAACCAAGGACGAGAGAACGCCAGCGGAGAACGGUCACGCAGGAAAGUCGGAGUCGUAUCUGGAGGCGAUCAGGAAGAACAUCGAGUGGCUCAAAACGCACAAUAAGGAGGAGAACAAAGAAGAUUACGAUCUGUCCAAGCUGAGGGACUUCAUGGACCAGCAGGUGGACACGUACAUCGAGAAGGGAAUCCUGAAGAAGGACGAAGGUGACGUCAUUAAAAGGAUCUACGGAAGCCUGUAGGACACGGCGUAUUUAUUGCGUAAUCAGUUACAGUAAUAAUUUAUUAAACGGUACUGACGAAAUUAGUCCGAUGUAUUACGUCAUACAGUAGCUUUCCAAAUUAAACAAAAAAAAAAAAGCUAAACAUUUUAUUAACGGUAAAUAAAUAUAUCAGAACGCAAUACGCACUCAACGCAAAAUAAUUAGCAAUAGACGAUUAGGCCUGUAAGGAUAAAAUACGCGUAAGAUACAAUAAUCUGAAGUGUAAGAUAUUUACGGUUUAUCGUUAGAUCUUAAGAAGCAAAUUUCAGACUGACUUUUACACACUUUCACGCUUUAGCUUUUUACGCACCAUUUAUUUUUUCUUUUCUUUUCGUAAACAACCUUUUUGUAUUUAUGUUACAUUACGUGGCUGUACGGCGGCUUGAAAUUAAUUAUUAUUUAUAUAUUAAUUAUCGUACGUCCCGUAUUCCGUAUUCCCGUAUUCCCGUAUAACGUUCCUGGUUAUAUAAUGGAAGAAACUAUAUGAUAUAUUCACGAUAAGUGAAAAUAUUAACGAAGAUUAGCUAGCUAGUUAAACAUACGAAUGUUAGCAAUGGACUUGUGGUAGUUUUAGCUUAAGAUACCUUCUAUAUAAUGUUAUUUAUUCGUAAGUUAGUUUUGCAGCUUUCUAUACGAACAUUAGCUAUAAAGCUAGCUUGUUUACUGUAACUGAAUCUAAAAUUCCUAACAAAUACACAUAAUAAUAUUGAGCUAUCCUUUUUUUCACAUUAGACCGAUUUUUUUUUUGCACAUUUGUCAGGGGUUUUUAAUGGUAGAUAAUGCUCUGGCAGUUGUGACAGUAGCUUCCUAGCUAACAUGUUACCAUAGAAACCUGUAAAAAUGUAACUUAUGAAUAAAGAUGUGUCAUAAAGAAGUAUUUUACAAACAUAAAACUACCAGAAGGGCACUGCUAACAUUAGCUACUUGCCUAGCUAGCUAGCUUCAUGGCUCAAAAUUGAAAUUAUUUACAAAGCUUCAUGUCAUGUGGAACUUUUAGAUCAGGAAGUCAUAUUUAUUAUAAUUCUAUAAUAAAUAAGUCAACCCAAGCCAGAUAAACUAAUAUUGCUAACCUUAGCUAACUUAGCUAGCCAGUUAACUAACUGCUAAUAAGCUAGGAUUUAUUUUUUUUGGUAUCUUGAGCUACAUCCUCAAUUUCUUUCUGAUUAAUUUAACAGCAGUUAAAUUGUUAUAAAUAUAACGUUACCAUGACGACCACGCUAAUGCUCAUCAUUAACAUUAGCUCAGUUUGCUAGCUGACUAUCUAUGACACAGCUAUCAUGUAGUCAUCCUUGGUGACGUUGUUGUUGAUCAUAAUUCCGAAGUACACGUAAGAGGACAAACACUAAGCUAGACGACGCCACCAGGGGGAGCUGAAGUGCUGUUUUACAGGAACUUAAAACACGACAAUGCUUUUUUUUGUUUUUUUUUAAAUGACUCCUACACCAGGAAAUACGGUAUUAUCUGUAUUAGCAUUACUAGCGUUUUAUCUGCAUUUGAUUUCAACGUUUAACAAACUAACUACGAUAAUUUGGCGAUUUUCUCUCCGACUCUGAACGAUUUGUGUUCCUGUUUCUUGAUUUUCUUUCUCUUGCUUGUGGAAUAUCUAACCAAGUCUAACACAAUCGAGUAUUUUUCAAUGUAAAUAUUGUGAUUUCUUCUCCUUUUUUUUUCCAGAAUUGCGAAUAAACGUUGCAUUUCUUUAACGA
Molecule: messenger RNA, 3324 nt
Organism: Pangasianodon hypophthalmus (striped catfish)
Lineage: Eukaryota; Metazoa; Chordata; Actinopteri; Siluriformes; Pangasiidae
Gene: scg3
Product: secretogranin III
Exons: 12
Coding region: 113-1597 (494 amino acids)
Biological process (GO): protein localization to secretory granule
Cellular component (GO): secretory granule membrane
Source: RefSeq, a predicted model, not a curated record